Molecule: messenger RNA, 1541 nt
Organism: Rhea pennata
Lineage: Eukaryota; Metazoa; Chordata; Aves; Rheiformes; Rheidae
Gene: HSBP1L1
Product: heat shock factor binding protein 1 like 1
Exons: 3
Coding region: 35-259 (74 amino acids)
Biological process (GO): cellular heat acclimation
Cellular component (GO): nucleus; cytosol
Molecular function (GO): transcription corepressor activity
Source: RefSeq, a predicted model, not a curated record
UCAGCGGUGGGGAGGGGCGGGCCGGGCCGGCGAGAUGGCGGCUGCCGACUCGCCGGGCGCUGGGGAUGUGUCGCAGCUGGCGGAAAAUCUGCUGUAUGAGCUGCAGGAGAAUUUUCAAGCUCUGACUGAAAAGAUAACGCUGAGAAUGGAAGAAAUGGGUGAGCGCAUUGAUGACCUCGAGAAGCACGUUGCUGACCUUAUGGCAGAGGCUGGGAUAGAAAACACCAACGAAGAGUUGAGAGUAAAGAAACUUAACUGAGUUUCUCUGCAUUUUAUGCGUUUCCACUUGGUUUUGAACUAUAGGCUAUGUGCUCAUAGCAUGAAAAAUGUUAUAUGUUUAUCUUACCUGCAUUUAUCUGGAUUUUAAAAUAUACUGAGAUUUUAUGGGUGUUUUAAUUACUUUGGAUUUGUUUAUGCCAGCAGCCUAAGAAUACUAUUUUUUCAAAAGAACACAAAAUAUAUCUUGCUGCAUCUGUUACAGCUGUUUGACAAAUAGAAGAGGUAGUGCAAACUAAUCCCAAAGAUGCAAACUGAGGCUGUACAUUUAAGAGAAAAAGGUAGCUUAAACCACUCCUGCCCACUAUUUCUGCCCCUUAGGUAGGACUGAGGAAUCUAUCUCAUUUAAAUUUUUUACGCAUCUCUCUCUCCAAACCCUGCUUCAGCCUUCUAACGUGGCUUUCAGCAUGUCUUUUAAACAUCUGUGCCCAGAACAACUAAGAAAUGAUUUGUCCUUGAAGCAGUAAGCUGUGAGGUGGACGUAACAAGGUGAGCUUAGGUAGUGUUAUCAAACACUCUGAUGUAAAAUCACAUUACAGUUCAAGACUGUGUACUGUCUUAUGCACCAUUGCUGUCUGUUGAUACUGGAAAACUGGUAGUUUCUGUCUAGACCCAUAGAUGGAUGCCUCAGUCAGUGCUCUUAGUAUUUAUGAAACUUCAGCAUUCUCUUGGUGCUAGUGAUAUCUUACUGUUGUAAGCUUUCCUAAUUCAGAUGGAGACAAGUCAGUUAUUUUUGUCAUUUAGAGGCUGCUUACCCAAGUACAGAAAGGAGUGUCUGUAAAGUUGUUGAAGUAUUUUAGACAUCUGUUCGUUCUGAUGCCUUUCUCUUGGUGAUAAAACUGUGGAAAUUAUUUUCACAAAUAUAGAAGGACCAUCUCAUAUAUUAAAUUGUACAGAGAUGUUCUAUUUUUAUGUUGAAUCACAUUCAUGAAUAGUUAAACAAAACACUAACCUACUUAUUUUCAUUGCAGCACUGAAACGAAGGGAAAACAGCACUGCACUAAAUCUGGGAGUGUAUCAUCAUCUACAGUCAGUGUCGCUAGUCUCAAAAAGUAUCAGUGACAACAAAUACUGUACUUGUGUCAAUCUUUUUUUAAUAGCUAUUUCUCCAGUAAAAGAGUUAAACACUGGGUUUAUUUUUCUCAGUAGGGCACUAUUUCAUAUAAUUGGGAAAGAACCACUACUUUCAGAGGAGACAGUAACAUUUUGACAGAAAAUUGUAUCCUAUGUACUGAAUUAUACUUUCUUACAUUUAAGAAGUUUUA